Molecule: messenger RNA, 1152 nt
Organism: Haliotis rubra (blacklip abalone)
Lineage: Eukaryota; Metazoa; Mollusca; Gastropoda; Lepetellida; Haliotidae
Product: acetylcholine receptor subunit alpha-like
Exons: 1
Coding region: 1-1152 (383 amino acids)
Biological process (GO): regulation of membrane potential; monoatomic ion transmembrane transport; signal transduction
Cellular component (GO): synapse; membrane; neuron projection
Molecular function (GO): neurotransmitter receptor activity; transmembrane signaling receptor activity; extracellular ligand-gated monoatomic ion channel activity
Source: RefSeq, a predicted model, not a curated record
AUGUUUCUGAAUCUGUUCGUUCUGCUACAUGCCUUUGCCAUGGCAUGUGGAACUGACUUCUCGCCUCUGUACAAGUUACAUGAAACAGUCACUAAAGGCUACAAUCCACACAUUCGACCUAUUAAAAACAUGAGACUGGCUACAAAUGUAACGGUGGACUUUACGUUGUAUUCUGUGGAGGAUGUAAAUGAGGCCAGUGAAACUUUAACCUCGUCUGGGACUUUCAACAUCACGUGGUAUGACGAGUGGUUCGUGUGGAACAUUUCAGAUCAUGCCAACAUUGAGAAAAUUUAUUUGCCACUACAUCAAGUGUGGAAGCCAGAUCUGGCUGUGUCAAAUACCGUUGAGGACUUCCGCUUUUUGUCAGAUACAGAAGGACUCGUGUCUGUCACAAAGACAGGAUUUGUCAGUUGGUCCCAGACGAUGAGACAGAUUACAAAAUGCCCCAUGGACAUGAGCAAGUUUCCCAUAGACACACAGACGUGUAGACUGAACAUUGUUCAGUGGGUUUCUGACAACAAAGAUGUGUUUGUGCAGGGUGGGUCAGUGAAGUCAGAUUACACUUCGUUUCGAAGUAAUGGAGAAUGGAUAGAAAUCGCAAAAAGUAUGAAAGCAGAAACUCUGUCCCUCGGGGAAACUUCAUGGAACAAUAUUUGGUUCACUUUUACCUUUCAGCGGAAGCCCUUACAGUUUGUGAUUACUAGCGUCCUGUCUGUGUUCCUGCUGUCGGUUCUCAAUCUUGGCGUGUUUCUUCUUCCUCCUGAAUCGGGGGAGAAGAUCUCACUGAGUAUCUCCGUGUUCCUGUCCUAUGCCCUCAUCCUGACAGAUAUCAACGAAGACUUACCCCCUUCAUUCGACUCCCUUGCUAUCUAUAAUGUCUAUCUUCUCUCAAUGUUGUUGGUUAAGGUCAUUACUGUUUGGGCCACCGUCGCCAUCUUGAAAAGGUAUCACACCGAUAUGCGCGCUCAUCAGGUGUCGUCUGCUUCAUCUCAGGGAGGGCGUGAAGGCAACAGUGUAACACCUGAUGAUAGUAAAGGAAGAUGUUAUGAAAGGAAGCUGUCAGCAGAUGCUCUGAAUAGAGUUUGUUUUUUAGCCAUCAGCUUGAUAAUGAUUGCCACAACAGCAGCUUGUUUAGCUCUCUUACUGUUUUGA